Messenger RNA from Rhipicephalus sanguineus (brown dog tick), 654 nucleotides. RefSeq names its product cytochrome P450 2H1-like. NCBI's taxonomy places the organism in Eukaryota, Metazoa, Arthropoda, Arachnida, Ixodida, Ixodidae. The record is from RefSeq and is a predicted model, not a curated record. Gene Ontology annotation, molecular function: heme binding; monooxygenase activity; oxidoreductase activity, acting on paired donors, with incorporation or reduction of molecular oxygen. Bases 18 to 644 code for a protein of 208 amino acids. The transcript is spliced from 3 exons.
ACAAUCUCGCUGGUAAUAUGUGCGACAUAGUGCUGGGCUCAGCGACCAGCACUAACGUGUACCUGCAUUGGAACCUACUCAACCUUGCCAGUCGUGCCGACGAUCUACAGGCGGAGCUACAAAGGGAGAUUGACCGCGUGGUGGGACGCAGUCGUUCACCCUGCUGGGAGGACCACAAGCGCAUGCCACUUACAAUGGCCACCAUAUGGGAAAUGUUCCGCUGGAAAGUUGCGGCGCCAUUCAACCUACCACGAGGCGUUGGCGAAGACAUGAAGUUCAAGCAGUACAGUUUGCUGAAGGACACCGUCGUUUUCCCGAACCUAGUGGCAGUCCACAGGAACAGGAAAUUAUGGAAGGACCCGGACGCCUUUGAUCCUUCACGUUUCCUGAGAGGUGAUGGGAAAGCUCAGACGACGAGACCUGAGGGGCUGCUGACAUUUUCUGUUGGAAAGCGAAUGUGCCCUGGAGAAGCAAUGGCCAUUUCCCAGAUAUUUCUCUUCAUGACGACGCUCCUUCAUCGUUUUUGCAUCCUUCCUGUGGAUGGCGAAACGUACAGCAUUUCGCCAUUCGGGCCAUCUUUGGAACUAGCGGACACAAAGCUUCGAUUUAUUGCCCGGUCAACAGGAAGGGAAAGCCAUUGUUGAAACAAUGCGU